Eurytemora carolleeae is the source of this 1732-nucleotide messenger RNA. Its product is annotated as alpha-amylase A. Lineage: Eukaryota; Metazoa; Arthropoda; Copepoda; Calanoida; Temoridae. The transcript has 18 exons. Gene Ontology annotation, biological process: carbohydrate metabolic process. The record is from RefSeq and is a predicted model, not a curated record. Gene Ontology annotation, molecular function: alpha-amylase activity; cation binding. The coding region runs from base 50 to 1732 and encodes 560 amino acids.
UUUAGUAUAAUCUGUUAUCAGUGUUGUUUGAAAAUAAAAAUAAAUAAAAAUGUAUGGAUUGAGAUUCUUAAUAUUAUUGUUUUUUCUUACAUAUAGUUCAAGCAAAAGAUCACAAGGUUAUUCUGAUCCUGUAUGUCAGGAUGACCGGAUUGUUUUGGUUCAACUGUUUGAGUGGAGUUGGGCGGAUGUUGCUGAAGAAUGUGAACAAUAUUUAGGACCUAAAGGGUUUUGUGCAGUUCAGGUUUCACCUCCAAAUGAACAUGUGGUUGGAAAAUCUUGGGAAACAAGAUAUCAGCCGGUGUCCUUUAAGCUUGAAUCUAGAUCUGGUAGCAAGGCUGAGUUCCAAGAUAUGGUCCAUCGUUGUUCAGCUGUUGGAGUCAACGUUGUGGUUGAUGCAGUUUUCAACCAUAUGGCCUCCAUUAAUGAAGCUGGUUAUGGGACAGCAAAUUCCUCAUUUGAUGGAGCUAAACAGAUAUUUCCUGGAAUCCCAUUUUCCAAACAGGACUUUCAUCAGCCAAUUUGUGAAAUACUAGACUUCAACGAUACGGCACAAAUCCGGAAUUGUUACAAAAACAACUACAAUGAUUUGUAUGGAAGUAAGAGUUUUGUUAGAACUACCAUUGCUGAAUUUCUUCAGGACUGUAUUGAUAUUGGUGUAAAAGGAUUUAAAAUUGACUCAGCUAAGUACAUGGACCCAAUUGAUAUAGAGGAAAUUUUGAUACAAAUUGAAGAUUUUGGCCCUGAUGGCAUAUUUUUUAUAAAUGAAGUUGAAGACUUUGGUCUUGACUCGGUGAAUUUGACUGAAUAUUACGGUGUUGGGAAAACCACAGAGUUCAGAUAUGGAUUAAAGAUUUCUGAGAUCAUCAAUGCUGGAGAAGAUUUUGGUUUACUAUCAUCUAUAUAUGAUGAAGCUUCAGGAAUGGCAGAUCCAGAUCAUGCUGUUGUUUUCAUUGAUAACCAUGAAACUCAAAGGGAUGAUAAAAUGAACAUUCUGACUUUUAAGGACCCAUUGAAAUACAAAAUGGCAUCAGCAUUCAUGCUGGCGUAUGAUUAUGGCUUCAAACGAGUAAUGUCAAGCUAUAAGUUUAACAAAUCAGAUCAGGGCCCACCAGAUAACUCUACCAAAAACUGUACUGGAGAAGAAUGGGUGUGUGAGCAUAGAUGGAACUCAAUUGGGAACAUGAUCAAAUUUGCCAACAGAGUUCAAGGAGAACCAGUAGAAAAUUGGGAGGCAAGGAUCGAUUAUGUUUCUUUUUCAAGAGGUAAAAUUGCUUAUUUUGCAAUGGGUAACCUUGGUCUGGUUAUGGACACAGGACUGCCAGAUGGGCAAUACUGUGAUAUAAUAUCUGAUUGUAAACAAACUAUUGAAGUAGUAAAUGGGAAAGCAUCCAUUUCUGUGUUUAAUGAAACUGAACCAGUUGUAGCAUUAUGUGUUGAUUGUGGUUUCUUGUCUGUUGAACCAUCAACCACAACAACUACUACAACAACCACAACAGCUACAACAACUACAACAACUACAACAACUACAACAACUACAACAACUACAACAACUACAACUACUACAACAACCACAACAAUCUCUGAUGAUGCCGAGUGUGUGGAGAAUGUUGGUUACUUACCAGGAGUUAGUUGGGAAUAUGAACUUCCUGGAGAUGGUUGGUAUCCUGAUAACACGGUCACUAACAUGUGUCACGAGGAGGAAGAACAAAUUGAUGCUGACACGAAUAAAUAA